AUGACUCAUAUCGUGCCACAAUUGAAAGACAAGACUUUGUUCAUUGGAAAAUGCCAUGUCAACGCUGAAUGGGUUGGGGCUCAAUCAGGAAAGACCUUUGAGGUCACUGAUCCAGCCACCGAGAAGGUCAUCGGAACAUGUCCAGAAUUCAGCGCACAAGAUACCGAGAGAGCCAUCAAGGCAGCCUCAGACGCUUUUCCGGCCUUUCGCAAGACGCCAGUACGCGAAAGGUCUCGAUUGCUGAGGCGUUGGAAUGACCUCAUCCUGCAAAACGUGGACGACUUGGCGACUUUAAUAACCUGGGAGAAUGGGAAACCAUUUUCAGAGGCCCAAGGCGAAGUCAAAUAUGCCGCAGCUUUCAUUGAAUGGUUUAGUGAGGAGGCCCCUCGGUUGUAUGCUGAUACGAUUCCUACAUCCGUUCCGGGUAACCGGGUUUUCACAAUUAAGGAACCUCUGGGUGUCUGUGGCUUGAUCACUCCGUGGAACUUCCCUGCUGCUAUGAUCACCCGUAAGAUCGGCCCGGCAUUGGCCGCUGGCUGCACGGUUGUUGCGAAAAGCCCCGGGGAGACUCCAUUUACUGCCAAUGCCCUCAUGGAACUAGCUUUUAGAGCGGGUAUUCCUAAGGGUGUGAUAAAUGUCGUGACUGCGCUAGAGAAUACUUCUGAGGUCGGCCACACUCUCACCACUCACCCGGAUAUUAAAAAGGUCUCGUUUACGGGCUCGACCCGUGUGGGUAAACUCCUAAUGAGUCAGGCUUCUUCCAGUGUGAAGCGAGUGUCUUGGGAACUUGGCGGCAAUGCUCCAUUCAUUGUCUUUGAUGACGUGGAAGAUAUCGAUCUCGCAGUCACUGGCGCUCUUACGUCGAAGUUUCGAGGUACAGGACAAACCUGCGUCUGUGCCAAUCGAAUCUAUGUCCACAGAUCCAAAUAUGAAGCCUUUGCGGAGCUUCUUGUCAAGCGAAUUAAGAACUUCAAAGUAGGAGCUGGAUUCGCCGAGGGUGUUACCCAUGGGCCUCUUAUCCAUCUCGCAGCCGCACAAAAAGUUGCUGACCACGUUGCGGAUGCUAAAUCCAAAGGUGCUCGUAUCCUUUUGGGUGGGAGCCCAAUCAAUGACCUAGGACGCAACUUCUUUCAGCCUACAGUCUUGGCUAACAUGACCCAUGAUAUGCGCAUUGCCUCUGAAGAAACUUUUGGGCCUAUAGCAGCCCUAUUCCCUUUCGAUACUGAGGAAGAGGUAAUCCAGCUAGCCAACCGCUGUGAGGUUGGCCUAGCGGCGUAUAUAUUCAGUGAUAAUAUCAGGAGAGUUUUCCGCGUAGCGGAAUCCCUCGAGGUUGGUAUGGUGGGUGUUAAUACUGGAUCUGUCAGUGAUGUCGCUGCUCCAUUUGGCGGCGUGAAAGAGAGCGGAUUUGGUCGCGAAGGAAGCAAAUAUGGAAUCGAGGAAUUUGUGAAUGUCAAGAGCAUCACCUUGGGUGGAAUAUUCUAA
This is a messenger RNA of Penicillium expansum, 1482 nucleotides long. Its product is annotated as NAD-dependent succinate-semialdehyde dehydrogenase. The record is from RefSeq and is a predicted model, not a curated record. Lineage: Eukaryota; Fungi; Ascomycota; Eurotiomycetes; Eurotiales; Aspergillaceae. Gene Ontology annotation, biological process: GABA catabolic process. Gene Ontology annotation, molecular function: succinate-semialdehyde dehydrogenase (NAD+) activity. The transcript has 4 exons. Bases 1 to 1482 code for a protein of 493 amino acids.